GUCGAAGUCCUCUCUGGAACGUCUCCUCCGUCAGCCCUUGUGUCCUUGCCUGUGCUCCAGAGAAGAUGAGUUGGUUGGUGGUCAUGUUCACUCGUGUCAUAGUUGAUGGAACCAGCUGCGCACCCAGUAGCAUCUGCGUGGCCGGCGAAUGUGCUCCACUUGGAUGCGACAACGUGUUGUUUUCUUCAGCCGUUCCUGAUAUGUGUGGCAUUUGUGCCGGCGACAACUCCACCUGUUACCACAAACAUGGCGUCAUUAAAAAGAACCUGACGAGAGGCUACGAGGAACUUCUUCGUUUACCAAAAUUUGCAAGGAAAAUCAAGAUAUUUGCUAGAGCAGAAGGCAACAUAAUUCUAGCACUCCGCAGUGAAGAAGGCGAGUAUUUAUUGAAUGGUAAUACCAACAAGAAGUCUCCCAGUGUCACCAAACUGGUGUCUGGUGCCAUCUUCUAUUAUCACCAUUCUGUCUACAAAGCAAGAGGAUUGGAGACACUUCACGCGGAAGGAACCAUAGACAGAGACCUUGUAGUCCUUGGUUUCACGUCAAAGAAGAACACAGAUAUUCAGCUGAAGUACGAAUACAUAGUUACAUUCAACAACGCCACGAUAAAAAGUAAGGAAAUGACAGUGAAAAAUGAACCGAGUUUUACAUGGCAAACACUUCUGGACAGUCAGCUCUUCUUUGACUAUAAUCCAGUCCAUGCCCGUCCUCACAGUAAGAACCCAACUGAAGGAUUAGCUACGCGAGCAUUGUUAAGACCACAUCCCGCUUCGUCUGUAUAUCCUUCUGAUGGGCACUUCAAGACAGCUCCGUCUUCGUAUGGGCCGAAUAUAUCACCAGGAAAGUUUAAAGAAAGCGACGCUUAUUCAGCUAAUGUAAACGAUAGCAAAGUUAGUAAGAAACACCACAGGAACAAUCACAGACGUGUAGAGGAGCGAAAUAUUCAUUAUUAUUCUUCUUUAGGACCAGCAUCUCCUUUACCUUUGGCACUUUCAAUACAUGAUAGAAACCAGGAACUCAGGAAGCAUAUCUAUGUGAAAAUAGUAUCUCCGUCUUCAUCACCGACAUUUUCGUCAACUUCGAAAAGUAGGAAACGAAGCAAGACUAAAACGAAUAAAAAUAGGACGCUGGAGAAAAGCAACACGAAAAACAGAACCGCUCGAUAUUUUCCGAAAAUCUCUUCGAUUUCUCAACGUCAAAGAAAAGCAAGAAAUAAUCAAAAUGAAAGUGUUCAAGUUAGCUCCCCGAAGAAAAAGCGAUUUCCCGUUUUCCUUCCUGCCCUGUCGACGGUCAAAGAGAACUUGAAUACCUACCGGAAGAAAGGCGUGAGGAAGUCAUCACAUCUUAAUAAUUCCUCUGUAGAUCACAAUAAUGUUGAAGCUGAUGGUCACUUGUUGAUCUACUCCUGGCGAGCCAACAUUAUCAGUCCUUGCAGCUUAACUUGUGAUACAGAAUCUAAAGUCUGA
Messenger RNA from Octopus bimaculoides (California two-spot octopus), 1466 nucleotides. RefSeq names its product ADAMTS-like protein 2. NCBI's taxonomy places the organism in Eukaryota, Metazoa, Mollusca, Cephalopoda, Octopoda, Octopodidae. Gene Ontology annotation, biological process: proteolysis; extracellular matrix organization. Gene Ontology annotation, molecular function: metalloendopeptidase activity. Gene Ontology annotation, cellular component: extracellular matrix. The record is from RefSeq and is a predicted model, not a curated record.